Molecule: messenger RNA, 2505 nt
Organism: Prinia subflava (tawny-flanked prinia)
Lineage: Eukaryota; Metazoa; Chordata; Aves; Passeriformes; Cisticolidae
Product: torsin-1A-like
Exons: 5
Coding region: 305-1393 (362 amino acids)
Biological process (GO): nuclear membrane organization; protein localization to nucleus
Cellular component (GO): endoplasmic reticulum lumen; endoplasmic reticulum; nuclear envelope
Molecular function (GO): kinesin binding; ATP hydrolysis activity; ATP binding
Source: RefSeq, a predicted model, not a curated record
GGGUGGUGUGGGUUUUAGUGGUUUAGGGGUUACAGUGGCAGUGCUGGCUGGACGAUUGGACAUGAUGAUGUCAAAGGUCUCUUCUAACCAUGAUGAUUCUUUGAUUCCUCUAUUCUAACACCCGGCGACACAGCCACAGAAUGCACUAUUUAAUAACUACCGCGCCGGGCACCCUUCCACUCCCGACAGCGGCCCGACCAAACAUGGCGGCGGCCCCGCGGCCCCUCAGCGCUGGCCCCGCCCGUUCCCGCCCAAACAUGGCGGCCGCCCCUCAGCGCCGGCCCCGCCUCUCCCCGCACCCGCCAUGGCGGCGGCGGAAGCGGCGCCGAGGGGCGGAAGCGGCGGCCGGGCCGGGCGGGCGAUGAGGCUGCGGCGGGGCGCGCUGCGGGCGGCCCUGGCGUUGGUGCUGCUGCCGCUCCUAACGCCGGCCGGCGCCGUGGAGCCCAUCAGCCUGGGACUCGCCAUCGCGGGCGCCGCUGCCUCCGCCCUCACCGGCUUCAUCUCCUACCCGCGGCUCUACUGCUACUUCAGGGAGUGCUGCCUGCAGCGGCACGACAGGCGCGCCGCCGCCGCUCUGCAGGAGAAUUUGGACAAGAAGCUGUUCGGGCAGCACUUGGUGAGCAAGGUGGUUGUCAAAGCCGUGAGGGGCUUCUUGAACAACACCAACGCCAAAAAGCCUCUCGCGCUUUCCUUGCACGGGUGGACUGGAACAGGCAAAAACUUUGUCAGUAAGAUCGUCGCUGAAAGCAUUUAUAAAAAGGGUCUGCAGAGUAAAUAUGUCCAUCAGUUCGUGGCAACUUUACACUUUCCUCACGCUCACAGCAUCAAUCUCUACAAGGACCAGUUGCAGUCGUGGAUUCGGGGAAAUGUGAGCAUCUGUCCCCGGUCACUCUUUAUAUUUGAUGAAAUGGAUAAAAUGCACGCAGGGCUCAUUGACUCAAUCAAGCCCUUCCUGGACUACUAUGAGCUGCUGGAUGGGGUGUCCUACAGACAAGCCAUCUUCAUCUUCCUCAGCAAUGCAGGAGCUGAAAAAAUAACAGAGGUAGCACUAGAUUUCUGGAGAAAUGGGAGGACAAGGGAAGAUAUCCAGCUCACAGAUAUCCAAAAUGCACUCUCUGUGUCUGUCUUCAACAACAAAAAUAGUGGAUUUUGGCACAGCACCUUGAUUGACAGAAAUCUCAUUGACUACUUUAUUCCUUUCCUGCCUCUGGAAUACAAACAUGUGAAAAUGUGUGUCAGGGUUGAGAUUGAGUCACGUGGCUACACCGUGGAUGAAGACAUUGUGAGCAGGAUAGCUGAUGAAAUGACCUAUUUUCCAAGAGAGGAGAGAAUCUAUUCAGAUAAAGGAUGUAAAACUGUGGAUGCAAAGCUGGAUUAUUAUUAUGACUUCUAAUGCUUUAUUGCUACAACCUGCAAAGAAGCAAAUUUAAUUUAAUCACAAAGUGGGGGACCUGAGACAUUUCAUUUUUAAGUACUUUUUAAAGAAAGGAACACUAUUUUUUAACUGGUGUGUAAAUAAGCAGCAGUGCCUCUGCAUUUUUGUCACCAGUCACGGCUCCCGAGUGCUUCAGCCUUGUGCUGUGAAGGUAAGAAGGAACUGCUUUGGGAAUUCCUGGAUCUGGGAGGGCACAAGACUCCUUGAAUCAUGUGUAGAUCAUUGGAACCCUUUGGCAGACUCUUGACAGGUACAGAAGGACUGAGACUAUGGCCUAAAUUUAAUUUGAUUUUGCUCUAAUGUGGAUGAUCUCUAGACAAUAUUGAGAACUUUAAUCAAAGUUCCUGUGUCUCUGAAAGCCUUCAUUGGUCCUGUGUGGGAAUAUGCAUUAAAACUAGAACGUGUCUUUUUGCCUUCAACAGCUUGGGCCCAGUAAAGAUAAGGGGGGGGAUUCUGGAAUUAAAAAAUCUGGGCUCUUCUCUCCAACAUCAUACAGUGCCAUUGUCUUUUUUAAAACCGAGGUAUAAUUUAGUCUCCUAUGUGUCCAACCAAGAAUAUAAAACUCUUUGUUGUAAAUAGUGUUCAAAGAGCAGACUUAAUAUUACAAGGAAGUGAGUUAAAAUCCCUAAAUGCCACCCCAGUGUACUCAGUUCCUGUUUUAGGUUAGUUUUUAUGUGUAAAGUUGCCCACAGCAGGCUCUCCCUGGAGUGAUCACAGGAGGGAGGGCUGUGCUCUGGGAGUGGUGAGUCAGCCUCAUGGAAAGGCUGCAAUGUCAUGGGAAAUGUGUACAGAUUAAAUUUUACACCAUGGAAACUAAGAGGCUUCUCUUCACUUACAUGUUGAAUUCAGGGGAAAGCUUGCAGUUUUCCCUUUUUCAUCUUCUCACCCUACUCUGUGCCUCUGAGGCAGGGAUGGAGGCAGAUCUAAAGGCAUUUAAAAAAAUAACCCAUAAAUUGUGUCCACUGAAAUUACUGUGAAGGGUGUCAGACUUGUUUCUGAAUGUGAGCACUGCAAAGGCUUUUUUUCAUUCCAGUUGCUGUUCAAAAUAAACCUUUGUCAUCAGAAAUGUA